Saccostrea cuccullata (small rock oyster) is the source of this 2849-nucleotide messenger RNA. Its product is annotated as amphiphysin-like. Gene Ontology annotation, cellular component: cytoplasm; plasma membrane. Gene Ontology annotation, molecular function: phospholipid binding; protein binding. The transcript is spliced from 14 exons. The coding region runs from base 11 to 1363 and encodes 450 amino acids. NCBI's taxonomy places the organism in Eukaryota, Metazoa, Mollusca, Bivalvia, Ostreida, Ostreidae. The record is from RefSeq and is a predicted model, not a curated record.
AGUUGAAAACAUGGCCGACCAGGCGAAGGGUAGUCUGCUAACCAAAUCUUUGAAAAAGUGGUCUAGAACAAAAACCAAGGUUUUACAAAAUCUUGGGAAAGCAGAGAAAACCUUUGAUGAGAGAAUUGAAGAACAUGCCCAUAAAUUGGAGAAACAGCAGGAGGUUGCAGCCAAACUACACAAGGAGCUUAAAGGAUACAUCCACUGUGCCAAAGCCAUGCAGGCCGCUUCAAAGAAUCUGUACCAGGUUCUACAGGAAACAUACGAGGAAGACUGGGAGGAAUACGAGAACGUGAAAGCCCAGCUCAAUUCUCUGGAAUUGAUGUGGCACAACUACACCCAGAGUUUACAUGACAGUGUGAAUGAACCGCUAAACAACUACAUGAGUCAUUUCCCAACCCUCAGACAAAGAAUCUCAAAAAGAGGAAGAAAGUUGACAGACUUUGACAAUGCAAAACACAACCUUGAUGUGCAUGAAAAUGCAAAGAAAAAAGAUGAGACAAAAAUCAAAAAGGCCCAUGAUGAGUUGGAAGAAGCCAAGAAAAUAUAUCAACAAAUAAACGAUGAAUUAAACAAUGAUCUUCCUAUGUUUUAUGACAGUCGUGUAAAUUUCUACAUCAGACAUGAACAUGAUCAUAGACAUGGAGAAAAUGGUCAAAAUUCAAAUCCAGCGGAACCACAGAUUUCAUCAAAAUCAGAACCUGUGCAUAGGAGGAAGCUACCCACAUUUGAUCAUGCAAUUUAUGAAAAUAGUGAAUUAGAAAAAGAUGCUAUAGAAAAAAGCUCCAAGAUUGACAACAAAGAAGAAACAGAAGCAGACAAAGCAGAGGAGAGAACCCAAAAAAUAUCAUCCAAUCAGGCAAGUGAGAACAAAGUUAAUGGUAACCUGGAUGAAACCACCUCACAGAAUUCUGAAGACUCUGCCCCCUCCUACCCCCCUCCUGUCCCUCCCCCUGAGGAAGCUGCCCCAGAACCUGUUACCCCCCAGAAACAGGAAACUCCCUCCCCUGCAGUAUCCCCAUCCUAUGAGACCCCUCCCAGCAAACUGCCCGAGGCUAAGGAGGAGAAAGUCGAGGUCACUGAUGAGGAGGAGGGGAAAGAGGACCAUGAGGACAGCAACCUGUAUGAGGUGCCGACCUCAAACAAACCGGUGGAGCUACCAGCAGGUGUUCUUUAUCAGGUGCAGGCUACACAUCCCUACACAAACGAGGAUGAAGAUGAAUUGUCAUUUGAGGCAGGGGAGAUCAUCUAUGUUAUUCCAUUUGAUAACCCUGAUGACCAAGAUGAAGGCUGGGUCAUGGGGCAGAAAAAGUCCGAUGGAUCUAAAGGAGUCUUUCCUUUAAAUUUCUCCAAGAAACUUUAGCCAUUCCAUUGACAGAAAUUCUUGUCAUUAUCUCAGCAUUCCUAUGGAACAAGUCAAAAUAUCUGGUCAGAGCUGAUGAUAAUUGAUUCUGGUUAUUGACUUGUGAAAUGUUGAUCUGAAUUGAAAGCAGCAUAAGAUUCCUAAAAUAUUGUCCAUACUUUGUGAGAGAAUAUAUAAUUAUUUUUGAGUAGCACAAAAUCUUUUUCAACAAGAUCCUUGUUGCAGUCAUGAGAUUUUAUUUUUAUAUUCAUGUAUGUGAAAAAGUGCUUCUAUAUUUUCUUAUUGGUUUAUAAAGUUGAGAUAACCUUAUGAGAUUACAUCUAUGGUCGUAUCUUUUCGUUAUAAAUUUGUUUGUUUGUUUAGUGGGAAAAGGCAAAUGUAGAUUCUUUUUAUAUUUUUAAAGUAAAAAGAAAAAUUUAUUACUCUAAAGGUUUUUAAAUGUUUAAUAUACAGUAUGUGUCUUUUCCUGUGCUAAAAAGUGGAGAUAUGCAUUAUAAUUAUACUUAACUAUAAAAGUUUGUAACCCCCCUCCCUUCAAUAAUGUUUUAGAACAAGUUUUUUUAGUAAAUUCUUUUUCUGAUUAUGAACGAAAAAUAUGCAUCCUUUUUGAAUUGUCUGGCAAUCUCUUCCAUUCUAGUGCAUAGCAUUUUGAGUUAUGAUUUUUUUUAAGUACGGUAAUACGUAAAGUUAAGUCAGUACCAUUAAAACCAUCACAGCUUCUGAUUAGAAUACAUGAUCAUUGAAGAUGAUUUGUGAGAUGCUUGAAAGUGCAAGAUAACCACUGAAAACAUAUGAAUUUAAAGAUUGAUUGAAAGAUUCAGUUAUAUGUGCUAAAUAAAUAAUAUUGAUCUUUAAGUAGUUUAGAGUAAAGAAAAAGAAAUACUCAUGUACAUGUAUCUUAGCAAUACCCACUGUAAAGAAAUGAAAAAUAUAUGUAUUAUCUGGAUUGGGUACAUAACUAUGUACAUGUAAUGUAAUUUGUAUUAUGAUAAAAGGCAGUACAGUAUAACUUGUUUACUGUUUUUGUCAGUAAUAUAAAAGUAUAGUUGCAUAAUAAUGUAUACAGCGUAUUAUUUUAUAUGAACCAAACAUAAUGAAUAUCAUAAAACCUAUAUGAUUAUACUUUUUCCCCACAUUCCAUAUACAUUUUAUGUAAAUUGUGUUAAAUUGUGCAAUUUUUUUUAUCAAAGUUUUUCUGUUUUCAGUAAACUAUAGAUAAUGCUGUUUGAUUAAAGCAAGAAUUAUGUUAAAGGUCUGAAAAAUUUUCUCAAGAGUACAAUAUUUGAAUGUUUGUUGGAGUGUGCUUAGAAUUGGCCUUUGAUUUAUUGCAAUUCACAGUCCUGGGUCAGUAUCAUCCCAGAGAUGAAGAAGAUUACCAUGGUGAUCUCUAUGGCCAACAUACAUUUUUGUAUUGUAGAAAAUAUUGUUUUUCUGAUAAAAAGUUGUUCAGAACUUGCUGUAAAGACAGUAAACCAAGUUUGUUAUU